AUGGCCACCCCGACCAAGUUCAGCUUCUCCGUGAGGAGCAUCCUGGAUUUGCCGGAGCGGGACGCGGAGGCGGCGCCGCGGUCCUCCCCGCGUUACUCCUCCUGCGGCUCCUCCAGCUCGCCCUACAGCUCCUGGAUGGACUGCGACCGGAGUCCUUGCAUAUCGUCUGACGAAGGCAGCCUCGAGGCCUCCCCUCACUCCACCAAAGCCGACGACUCGUCCGCGGACUCUGAGCCCGACAAGAGCAACAAGAAGACCAAGAAGCGCCGCGUGCUGUUCGCCAAGGCGCAGACCCUGGAGCUGGAGCGGCGCUUCCGCCAGCAGCGCUACCUGUCGGGCCCGGAGAGGGAGCAGCUGGCCCGGCUCCUCGGCCUCACCCCGACCCAGGUGAAGAUCUGGUUCCAGAACCACCGCUACAAGAUGAAGAGAGGCCGCGCGGACGGCGCGCCGCCGCCGCACGACUCCAUGGACACGCCGCAUCAUCCGCCGCUGCUGCGCCGCGUCGUGGUUCCGAUCCUGGUCCGGGACGGGAAGCCGUUCCACGCCUGCGUACUCGACACGGAGAAAGCCGGAUGUUUACAUCCAUCUCAAAGCAUCCCGUUCCCCUUGGCCUACCCGUCUCUUCAGCACCCUCCGAGGUACCACCAUCACUUUCCCACCGCGGCGACCUCCAGAUUCGCGUGGAGAGACUUUUGGAGCGAUUCGGUCCACUUCAACGCGUUCAAGUGA
This is a messenger RNA of Pseudoliparis swirei, 729 nucleotides long. It is a transcript of the gene nkx2-9, whose product is annotated as NK2 transcription factor related, locus 9 (Drosophila). The transcript is spliced from 2 exons. NCBI's taxonomy places the organism in Eukaryota, Metazoa, Chordata, Actinopteri, Perciformes, Liparidae. Bases 1 to 729 code for a protein of 242 amino acids. Gene Ontology annotation, molecular function: DNA-binding transcription factor activity, RNA polymerase II-specific; RNA polymerase II cis-regulatory region sequence-specific DNA binding. Gene Ontology annotation, cellular component: nucleus. Gene Ontology annotation, biological process: cell differentiation; regulation of transcription by RNA polymerase II. The record is from RefSeq and is a predicted model, not a curated record.